This is a messenger RNA of Saimiri boliviensis boliviensis (Bolivian squirrel monkey), 1544 nucleotides long. The record is from RefSeq and is a predicted model, not a curated record. NCBI's taxonomy places the organism in Eukaryota, Metazoa, Chordata, Mammalia, Primates, Cebidae.
GUGUGAGACUGGGGCUAAACUGGAUUCAGGUGUGGAGCCGGCGCGAGCUGAGGAAGCGCCCAAGAAAUGUUACAGAAAAAUAUCGAGUACAGUUGUGCAAUGAUGCAGAGAAAGAAACUGGUCCAUUACUCACUGUGUAACACCAUGAGAAGGUUCAAAGGAGCCCAUACCUUCUGUAUGUUGAUGCCAGGAGCAGGAACUGUGGAUAAUUAGUUGGCCCUUCUACUGUUAGGACUGGUACAUACUGCUUAUUGAGCAAAUAAGUAUUACAGUGAUAUUCAACUGUAUGUCCAUUGACUACAGCAUCAGAAACCUUCAGUGCUAUUAAAAUGGAGAGUCUAGGCCUCAUCCUACUCUUACUGAAUCCAGUUAUCUCAGGAGGGAGUUCAUGAGACUGCAUUUCAAAUAAAUACCCCACGUGAUUCUUGUGCAUACUGAAGGUUGAGAACCACUGAUUUAUCUUCUGUGUUCAUUAUGCUUCAUCCACUCUAAUUCUCUUGCCUUAAUUUGAGAUUUAGUAUUUUCCUUUAAUAUAAACAUUAAAAUUGGGAUUAGUGUAAAUUUGUGAAGAGGCUGUUUGGCUAAUGCAGAGGAAAAAGAGCACUGAACUUACCAUCAGUAGACCUUCCACUUGCUGCUGUUAAUAGGAUGUCAAGAUGACAGCAUAUAUGCAUGGUCAGCCCAGUCGCUUUCUAGAAGACGCAAAACUCAGAAGACAAAUGAUCAUAGAAAUCAUAGGAAAAAAAUUUGAAUGUCUUAAAAAAGAAAUGAUACCAAAUAUGUAUCAUAUAACAUUGACUGCAACAACAGCUGGUUGCACUGGAAUAUUCACAAACUUCACGUUCAGAAACAACUUCAAGGUCAAACAUGAUGCUUUGAAGACAUAUGCAUCAUUGGCUACAGUUCCAUUUUUGUCUACUAUGGUUGCUCACAAGCUUCUUGUAAUUGAUGCUUUGUAUUCAGAUAAUAUAAGCAAGGAAAACUGUGUUUUUAGAAGUUCACUGAUUGGCAUAGUAUGUGGUGUUUUGCAAACCAAUUCUUUGGCUUUUCUUAAAAAUGGACGUCUGGCAACCAAGUAUCACACCAUUCCACUGCCACCAAAAGGAAGGGUUUUACUCCACUGGAUGCUACUUUGUCAGACACAAGUUAAAUUAAUGGUAAUUCCCCUAGUCUUUCAUAUUGCGAUGGGAGUAAUUAGUGGUCUACACUAUUACACAGUAUUUGAAAGCACACUGGAAAAAACUGUACCUGAAGAGUAACCAAAAAAAUGAAUGGUUGCUAACUUAGCAGAAUGAAGUUUUUGUAAAGUGGACUUGGGUAUUGCUGAAAUUGUUAAAAGUAACUGAACAAUUUGUUUCUGUGCCUUUUGCCUGGCAUAUAACAAGUAAUACAUAUUCAAUAUGCAAUCAAUAAAUAAAAGUUUCAACUUACAUGUAAGAUUUAAGUUUUCUCUCUCCUCAUGGUAUGUCCAUUUUGCCUGGUAUAUAACAGAUAAUAAAUAUUAAGUAUUUCAAUAAAUGUAAACAAUAAAAGUUUCAUCUUUC